AUGUCUGCGCGCUCGAUACCAUUGAAGGCCCUGGCCAGGGCCCCCUGCACCACCGUGCGCAGGCCGUUUUGGCCGAGGUUGGCUCCGUCGCUACGUAUUCCAACCAGGACUCUCAACCAUCCCCUUCGAUUGGCAUCUUCACCCCUUCCUUCUCGUGGACUGAGCACUUCAGCAUUCUCCCAAGCUCAACAUGAGGACGCCUCAAUUGCAUCUUCCGAAAAGCAGACACCGCAAACCCUGACUGAGAAGAUUGUACAGCGCUAUGCUGUCGGCCUACCAGAGGGAAAGGUUGUCCGGAGUGGCGACUACAUCAGUCUUGCGCCAAAGCACUGCAUGACUCACGACAACUCAUGGCCUGUCGCUCUAAAGUUCAUGUCAAUGGGUGCCACGAAAGUCCACAACCCCGAUCAGCUUGUCAUGACCCUCGACCACGAUGUCCAGAAUACCAGUGAAGCGAAUUUGAAGAAGUAUCAGCAAAUUGAACAAUUUGCUGGACAACAUGGUAUCGAUUUCUAUCCCGCGGGACGUGGUAUUGGUCACCAGAUUAUGGUCGAGGAAGGAUACGCAUGGCCCGGUACCAUGGCGGUAGCCUCAGACAGCCACUCCAACCACUAUGGAGGUGUCGGAUGUUUGGGCACGGCUGUUGUUCGGACGGACGCUGCUAGUAUUUGGGCAACAUCGCGCACAUGGUGGCAGAUCCCACCUGUUGCGCGUGUGACCUUGCUAGGAAGAUUACCCAAGGGUGUGACGGGCAAGGAUGUUAUCGUUGCGCUUUGUGGUUUGUUCAACAGCGACGUACUCAACCAUGCAAUUGAAUUCACUGGAUCAGAGGAAACAAUGGCAACUCUUCCUGUUGAUAGCAGAAUGACUAUUGCCAACAUGACAACUGAGUGGGGCGCGCUUACUGGCCUUUUCCCCAUCGAUCAAACCCUUGAACGCUGGCUCCGGGGUAAAGCUAGCGAGGCAGCAAUGCUUGAGGAUCGAACAACUCGAAACCGUAUCACGCACGAGAGGGUAGACGAACUAUUUGCUAACCCCCUGAGAGCUGAUCCCGAUGCUUUAUACGCCAAGCAGCUGUAUCUCGACCUGUCCACUCUCUCACCUUACGUCUCAGGUCCAAACUCGGUCAAGGUCGCGACACCAUUGAACGAACUUGCGCAGCAAAACAUCAAAGUUAACCGUGCAUACAUUGUUUCCUGUACCAACUCCCGGCACUCGGAUUUCAAGGCUGCCAGUCAAGUCUUCAAAGAUGCAGCCACGGCCAACCCUGGUACCACCCCCAAGAUCGCCGACGGUGUCCAACUCUAUAUUGCAGCGGCUUCCGUUCCUGAACAAGAGGCUGCCGAAGCCAGUGGUGAUUGGCAGAUUUUGCUUGAUGCUGGUGCGCAGCCGCUCCCUGCAGGAUGUGGACCUUGCAUCGGACUCGGUACCGGCCUCCUCGAACCAGGUGAGGUUGGCAUCAGUGCCAGCAACCGUAACUUCAAGGGACGCAUGGGUUCAAGAGAUGCACUAGCUUACUUAGCCAGCCCCGAAGUCGUGGCUGCUAGUGCCCUUAACGGUGUUAUCUCUGGCCCUGGUGCCUACGAGGUGCCAGAAGGCUGGUCCGGUGUGGAACACGGGUUCGGUAAUGGGCGCGACCACACUACCGAAGGUGCCUUGACCAGUAUCCUGGACCAGAUGGAAUCUUUCAUUGAUCGGGCUGAGUCUGCCGGCGAUGAAACUGUCAAGGCCGCCACUGAGAUUCUACCUGGUUUCCCUGAGAAGAUCAGUGGAGAAAUUGUUUUCUGUGACAUGGAUAAUCUGGAUACCGACAACAUUUACCCUGGAAAAUUGACAUACCAAGACAAUGUCUCGAAGGCCGAUAUGGCACAGGCCUGCAUGUCUAACUACGACCCCGAGUUCAAGAACAUUGCCAAGCCAAAUGAUAUUCUUGUCGCUGGUUUCAACUUCGGGUGCGGAUCUUCAAGAGAGCAAGCUGCUACCGCCAUUCUCGCCAAGCAAAUUCCCCUGGUCGUUGCAGGCAGCUUUGGUAACAUCUUCUCCCGAAACAGUAUCAACAACGCACUUAUGGGUCUUGAGGUUCCUCGUCUCGUUGAGCGAUUGCGCACUACUUUCGCUGAAGGAGAGCGUCAAACUACACGCCGGACAGGAUGGACUUUGACCUGGGAUGUCAAGCGUAGCGUUGUUGAAGUCAGCGAGGGUGAAAGUGGUGACAAGUGGACUGAGCAAGUCGGCGAACUACCAGCUAAUGUACAGGAGAUUAUUGCGGCAGGUGGUUUGGAGGCAUGGGUCAAGGAAGAGGUCAAAAAGGCGCAGUAA
Messenger RNA from Penicillium angulare, 2319 nucleotides. RefSeq names its product homoaconitase LysF (gene lysF). The record is from RefSeq and is a predicted model, not a curated record. Lineage: Eukaryota; Fungi; Ascomycota; Eurotiomycetes; Eurotiales; Aspergillaceae. The coding region runs from base 1 to 2319 and encodes 772 amino acids. Gene Ontology annotation, biological process: L-lysine biosynthetic process. Gene Ontology annotation, molecular function: 4 iron, 4 sulfur cluster binding; homoaconitate hydratase activity. The transcript has 4 exons.